AUGGGCAAGGGUUAUAGCGCAGCUAUCGCGGCGAACCCGUACAUCGUGGGUUCGUUCGCAUGUAUUGGUGGUGGUCUCUUCGGUUUGGACAUUUCUUCCAUGUCCGCUGUUUUGAACAACCCGGCAUACAUCGAGUACUUCCACAACCCCACAUCCAACGCUCAGGGAGCGAUCGUCGCGUCGAUGCCCGCCGGCUCCUUCGUAGGUUCACUCGCGGUCGCCUACAUCGCUGACAAAAUCGGACGCAAAAAAACAAUCAUCCUUUCCGGCCUCAUUUGGAUCGUCGGUUCCAUUCUUCAGUGCGCAUCGGUCAACCGUGGCAUGCUGGUUGUUGGGCGUAUCAUCGCUGGUCUCUCCGUCGGUAUCGCGUCCUCGGUCGUUCCCAUCUACCAGUCAGAGAUUACUCCUCCCGCCAUCCGUGGUCGUCUCGUCGCCCUUCAACAAUGGUCUAUCACCUGGGGUAUCCUGAUCAUGUACUUCAUCGAGUUCGGAUGCAGCUAUCUUGACGGUAACGCGUCUUUCCGAAUCCCAUGGGGACUCCAGAUGGUUCCCGCCGCACUGCUCUCCGCCGGCAUGCUUUUCUUCCCCGAAUCCCCGCGCUGGCUCAUCGACAAUGACCGCGAAGAGGAGGCACUCCAAAUUCUUGCUGACCUUCACGGCCAGGGUAACAAGAAUAACGAGCUUGUACUUCUCGAAUACGAGGAGAUCCGCGGUCAAGUCGCCUUCGAGCGUACUGAGGGUGCCAAGUCGUACGCGGACCUCUUGAAGCCCGGUAUCUUCCGUCGUGUCAGCCUCGGCAUGUCCAUGCAGAUGUGGUCUCAGCUGUCGGGUAUGAACAUCAUGAUGUACUACAUUGUCUACGUAUUCCAGGGUGCUGGUUUAUCCGGUCGCCGCGCCAACCUGAUUGCAGACAGUGUGAACUACGUCCUCAACGUCUGCUUCACUAUCCCCGCCAUCCUGUUCAUCGAUAAGUGGGGUCGCCGUCCGAUGAUUAUCUCUGGAACCAUCUGCAUGGGCUUCUUCCUGAUGCUCGUUGGUGGCCUCCAGGGCCGCUUUGGACACUGGGGAGAGCUUGACGGCAACAAGAUCUGGCUCAUCGACGGCCACGACGCCGCAACCAAAGGCAUCAUCGUCUGCUCCUACUUCGCCGUUUGCUCGUUCGCCAUCGCGCUCGGUCCUGUGUCGUGGACUUACCCGGCCGAAAUCUUCCCCAUGAAGGUCCGCGCCAAGGCUGUGUCGGUCUCCACCGCGACCAACUGGGUGUUCAACUUUGCGCUCGCGUGGGCCGUCCCACCUGGCUUGUCGACGAUCGCGUACAAGACCUACUUCAUCUUCGGCACCUUCAACUUUGCCGCGGCCAUCCACUUCUUCUUCAUGUUCCCUGAGACAGCUGGGAGGACGCUCGAGGAGAUCGAGGAGGUCUUUGCCCAAGGCCAUGUCUUCUCGGCCUACAAGAUCUCGCGCGAUGUCGGGAAGAAGACGCUCGAGCAGGUCGUAUCGGAGAACAAGGCGAUUGACCACGACGAGGUUGCCGAGUACGAUGUCAAGGAGAAGGACGCCGCGUAA
Molecule: messenger RNA, 1566 nt
Organism: Peniophora sp. CBMAI 1063
Lineage: Eukaryota; Fungi; Basidiomycota; Agaricomycetes; Russulales; Peniophoraceae
Source: the annotation of a GenBank genome assembly